Molecule: messenger RNA, 4409 nt
Organism: Solenopsis invicta (red fire ant)
Lineage: Eukaryota; Metazoa; Arthropoda; Insecta; Hymenoptera; Formicidae
Gene: Cyp304a1
Exons: 14
Coding region: 739-3774 (1011 amino acids)
Molecular function (GO): oxidoreductase activity, acting on paired donors, with incorporation or reduction of molecular oxygen; monooxygenase activity; heme binding
Source: RefSeq, a predicted model, not a curated record
ACGACGCAGUUGGAUAAGGUUUUGCUUGCGUAGGAAUCCUUUUUGCGCGUGAUUUGCUGGACGUUUACCCGCAAAAUGUUUUCUGGGUAGGGAUGGAAUCCGACUGACGCAAAUCCAAACAGCGUGACUUCUUUAUUCUAUUAACCCGAGCGAUCAUUCCUAUAAUUUCAAGCGAUCAUACAAAAAUGCGAUUCUAUCAUACAAACGUUUACAUGUUCACACUUAUUCUACUAUUCUGACAUUCAUGAAACAAUUAUACAGAAACAGUAACACUUAUACAAACACACAAAAUAAAUCAAAUAAGUUUACACGAAACAUGUACUUUCAUAACAAUCUCACGCCAAACGUACGCUCAAUCACGCAUGUCUUAACUUUUUUUACUUCAAUAAAACUAUUAAAUUUUUUUAAAUUCACUGCUCAUUAAUCACAUAAUCUCCUCUAACUCGUAUAAAUAAAUUGUCGUGUAUCUGGGCGUGUUAUCGCACGAUUCAGAGCCACGACUGAUGACAGUUGUCUUAAUCUAAAAAAUAAGUAUAAUCAAACCAAGAGAGAAAAAAAAUUACGUCCCGGAUUACAAUUUCGCAAUCCGCGGACGUAAUAGUCUACAUUAAGCGGAUUUUUUUUUUGUUCUUUGUUUACUGUUAUAUAAUGUAUAUAGUUUGCACAGACCGACUUGAAAAAUCUCGAGUUGAUUCGCGAAGUGUUCAUUUAGUAUCUACUGCUUGAUCUGUUCGAAUCAUGUCGCCACUCUUAAUUUUGAUACUUACUCUUCUCAUAGUGUAUAAAUUAUACAGAUUUGCUUACGAUAAACCGCCUAAUACACCUCCAGGCAUUAUCAGACUUCCGAUAGGAGGCUCUUACUGGAUGUUGUUAUGGGGAAAUUAUAAGUUUCCAUAUAUGACAAUCGACUAUUAUGUGAAGAAACUGAAAUCGAAGAUCAUUAGCUGCUACAUGGGUGAUCACUUUGUAAUAAUAGUGAACGAUUACAAAAACAUAAAAGAAGUACUCGCGCGGGAUGAAUUUGACGGACGAGUUUCCGCGCCUUUUUUACUGGAUCGAUCUUUUGGAAAGAAUUUAGGAAUAUUUUUCGUCGACGGCCCAAAAUGGCAUGAACAGAGGAGAUUUGCUCUUCGUCAUAUGCGCGACUUUGGAUUCGGUCGACGCCAGGAGAAGCUCGAGAGCGAGAUCAUGGAUGAGAUGUCUCUACUCCUUGACAUCAUGAAGAAUGGACCUAUUUAUGAUGAAGAGAAACAAAUACUGAAGGGCAAUUUGGCGUUCUUCCCAAAUAUUCUACACGCAUCGGCGGGUAACAAUAUAUGGAACAUUAUGUUUGGUCAUAGAUUUGAUAGAAGCGAACACGAUAUGCCCCGACGUCUUUGUCGCGCGGCUGUUAUGUUGCAAAAAGCAAACGAUACAACUGGUGGUGCCAUUUUCCAGCGACCGUUUUUAAAAUACUUCGGUAAUAUGUUUGGGUAUAAAAAUCAUAUGAUAGCAAGUAAUAUAUUAAAUAAUACUGUGAAGAAAUAUCUGGAGUAUCAAAAAUAUUCUAUGAACGAGAAUGAUGAACGGGGAUUUAUUGAUAGAUAUAUAAAGAAAUUAAACGAAGACGAUAACUCGAAUAAUUUCACGGAGGAACAAUUGAUAAUUUUAUUAGUUGAUUUCAUGUUUCCUGCUUUAUCUGCAUUAUCAGGUGUUAUUACUCAUAUUAUUAAGUAUUUGAUGCAUUAUCCCAAGAUUAUGGAAAAAGUGAGAAACGAGAUAGAUAAUGUUGUUGGAACUGGACGAUUGGUUACAUGGGAAGAUAGAAAAGAUUUGCCCUAUUUGGAGGCAAUAAUACGAGAAACGCUGAGAAUCGAAACAAUUACGCCUCUCAGCGUAAUUCACAGGACUCUGAAAAAAACCAUGUUAGGAGGCUAUGAAAUACCAGCAAACACACCGAUUUUCACUAAUUUGGCUGCUAUGCAUCACGAUCCCGAAUUGUGGGGCGAUCCUGAAGUUUUUAGACCGGAAAGAUUUCUGACGGAGGACGGGCAAUUAGGCAAAGAUAUUUCGCUCCCCUUCGGUUUCGGUCAUCGGCUAUGCGCAGGAGAAACUUAUGCUAGAUACAACAUGUUUGGGACAGUGGCUCUUUUGUUACAGAACUUCAACUUCUUCUUCGUUGAGGGUGAGCCAUCGAGUCUCGAGGACAAAGAUCCAGGCUUAGUCGUUUUUCCCAAAGAUCUAUGGAUACGCUUCGAAUCACGUUACCCUUGUUCUGUUCAAGUCAUGUCUCCGUUCUUAAUUGUAAUAUUAACGUUUCUUUUGGUGUAUAAACUAUAUAGAUUUGUUUACGAUAAACCACCUAAUGCACCUCCAGGCAUUAUCAGAAUUCCGAUAGGAGGAUCUUACUGGAUGUUGUUAUGGGGAAAUUAUAAGUUUCCACAUAUGACAAUCGACUAUUAUGUAAAGAAACUGAAGUCAAAGAUUAUCAGUUGCUAUUUUGGUGAUCAGUUUGUAGUAAUAGCAAAUGAUUAUGAAAGCAUAAAACAAGUACUUGCGCGGGAAGAAUUCGAUGGGCGAGUUACCGCGCCUUUCUUACUGGAUCGAUCUUUCGGAAAAGAUUUAGGUAUAUUUUUUAUCGAUGGUCCGAAAUGGCACGAACAGAGGAGAUUUGCUCUCCGUCAUAUGCGCGACUUUGGAUUCGGUCGACGCCAGGAAAAGCUCGAGAGCGAGAUCAUGGAUGAGAUGUCUUUACUCCUUGACAUCAUGAAGAACGGACCUAUUUAUGAUGAAGAGAAGCAAAUACUGAAGGGCAACUUGGCGCUCUUUCCAGAUAUUUUGUAUGCGUCAUCAGGUAACAAUAUAUGGAACGUUAUGUUCGGUCACAGAUUUGACAGAAGUGAACAUGAUGUACCUCGACGUUUAUGUCGUGCGGCUGUGAUGUUUCAACGAGCAAACGAUACAACUGGUGGUGCCAUUCUUCAACGACCAUUCUUAAAAUAUUUCGGUAAUAUGUUUGGCUACAAAAAUCAUAUGAAGGCAAGCAACAUAAUGGAAGAUAUUGUUAAGAAAUAUUUGGAGCAUCAGAAAGCCUCUGUCAGUGAGAAUGAUGACCGGGGAUUCAUCGAUAGAUAUUUAAAGAAAUUAAACGAAGAAGAUAAGACGGAUAAUUUCACAGAAGAACAAUUGAUCGUUUUGUUAAUUGAUAUAAUGUUUCCAGCUUUCUCUGCGCUACCAGGCGUUAUCACUCAUAUUAUCAAGUAUUUGGUGCAUCAUCCCAGGGUUAUGGAAAAAGUGAGAAACGAGAUAGAUAAUGUUGUUGGAACUGGACGACUGGCUACAUGGGAAGAUAGAAAACAUUUACCUUAUUUAGAGGCGACAAUACGAGAAACGAUGAGAAUCGAAACGGUUACGCCUCUCAGUUUAGCUCACAGAAGCGUUAAAAAGAUCACAUUAGGAGGUUACGAGAUACCAGCAAAUACAGCGAUUUUCACUAACUUGGCAGCUAUGCAUCACGAUCCCGAUUUGUGGGGCGAUCCUGAAGUUUUUAGACCAGAAAGAUUUCUGAAGGAGGAUGGGCAAUUAGGCAAAGAUAUUUCGCUCCCCUUCGGUUUCGGUCAUCGGCUAUGCGCAGGAGAAACUUAUGCUAGAUUUAACUUGUUCGGGACAUUGGCUCUUCUGCUACAAAACUUUAACUUCUUCUUCGUUGAGGGUGAACCAUCGAGUCUUAAGGACAAAGUACCGGGCAUAACCGUCAUUCCCAAAGAGCUGUGGAUACGCUUCGAAUUACGUUAAUAUCCGUUAUUUUAUCAGUAAUAAUCGAAAAUAAAUAACAGGGCAUGUCACUUAUCAAUCUCUUAAUAAAUGUGCAAAUCAUGAGUUAUCACGCAGUACAGAUUAAUAAUGCAUAUACCUCAUAUUCUGUACUGAUAAUUUAUGAUUUGCACAUCUAUUAAGAGAUUGAUAAGUGACAUGCCCUGUUACUUAUUACAAAUUAUCUUUUUAAUUUUAUAAGAAGAAAGUUUUUUGUUUGAUAAGAAUAUAUGUUCGUUGAUAAGAAUAUAUGUCUGUCGCGUAUAAUACAUAAUUAAAUUAAAUCUCAUUGCCUACUCUUAAUUGCUGAUCGAAUUGCGAAAUUAUCUUGUAAAAUUCCAAAUGCGCAAUUAAUUAUUAACAUUAAGCCAAUUAAAAAGAAGUAAACAAUUUUUAAUAUUGCAUUAUAUUGAAAUAUUUCAAAUUUAUGUUACAAAUGAGAUAAAAGUAAUUACAGUUUGCAACACUAAUAAUUACGAGAGAAUUUAUUUCUUUCGAGUUUCACAUAUGAUACAUCUUUUAUCGAGUAAAAACGGAGAAAAACAAUAGCCUAUCUAACGUAAAUAUAUACUACGCAUGCUAUAGAAAUCUAUCAUGUUAUGAAUUAUGAUUAAAUG